Gambusia affinis (western mosquitofish) is the source of this 7656-nucleotide messenger RNA. It is a transcript of the gene ppip5k1b, whose product is annotated as diphosphoinositol pentakisphosphate kinase 1b. NCBI's taxonomy places the organism in Eukaryota, Metazoa, Chordata, Actinopteri, Cyprinodontiformes, Poeciliidae. The transcript has 32 exons. Gene Ontology annotation, cellular component: cytosol. Gene Ontology annotation, molecular function: diphosphoinositol pentakisphosphate kinase activity; inositol hexakisphosphate kinase activity; 5-diphosphoinositol pentakisphosphate 1-kinase activity. The record is from RefSeq and is a predicted model, not a curated record. Bases 519 to 4331 code for a protein of 1270 amino acids. Gene Ontology annotation, biological process: inositol metabolic process; inositol phosphate biosynthetic process.
AGGGGGGAGAAAAGGAAGGGGAAGGAAGCAGCUCAGAGCGGCAACAGCCGAGCAACGACGGCGGUGACCGGACAUGAACUUUAGCGAGCAGCCUGCAACUUUACUCAGUUUAGAGAGACGACGGAAGCAGCAGCAGCAGCAGCAGCCGCCGCUUCACUUCGCCUCUACUCGGUCAGGGGAAACAAGGAAGUGAGGAGCAGGCAGACUCCCAGUUGUUUUCCUCCGCACAAGAUUAUUUGGUGAGCAAAUGUUGACACAGGGGGCAAGGUGUUUCUAGGCUGAAAUACCCUUCCAUCUACCUCCACAGCUCUCGCUUUACACUCGAUCUACCUCGGCCUGUGUUGUGUUGAGUCCACCAUCGUCAGCGAACUCAGAAGAGGCCAGCGGAUCCCUUUUUGCUUCGUCAGUAGAUCUCUUCAGUAUCAGUCAACCAGCCGCCGUCGACGCUAGCAUCGUUAGCUGAACCCCUUGGUGAGGGAGGAUCCUCCUGAAGGAGUCAUGUUUCGCCCGGGUUUGUGAUGUCCGAGCCCUGCAACGGACCCGGACCAGUCGAAGAACGGGGGCGGAUUCGUCGAGACGUGCCCCGCUUUGUGAUUGGCUGUGAAGAGGAUGAGCAAGACAUGGGCCAAAUGGAGGCUGGCAUGAAGAACGAGAUGCUUCGUCAGGACGACAUGGAGGUGUAUGGAAAUGAAUCGCCGUCAGAGCGGCAGAUCCUUGUGGGAAUAUGUGCCAUGAUGAAGAAGUCCAAAUCGAAGCCCAUGACUGAGAUCCUGGAGAGGCUCUGUAAAUUUGACUACAUCGACGUCGUCAUCUUCCCUGAGGAGGUGAUCCUGGAGGAGCCUGUGGAGAAAUGGCCGCUCUGCGACUGCCUCAUCUCCUUCCACUCCAAAGGUUUUCCUCUUGACAAAGCUGUGGAAUAUGCUAAGCUCAGGAAUCCAAUGCUCAUCAAUGAUCUCAACAUGCAGUAUUUCAUUCAAGACAGGAGGGAAGUGUAUCGGAUCCUUCAGGAAGAGGGCAUCGACCUGCCUCGCUACGGCGUGUUAAACAGAGACCCUGACAAUCCUGAAGAGUGCAACCUGGUGGAGGGGGAGGACCAUGUGGAGGUGAACGGGGAGGUGUUCCCUAAGCCCUUUGUGGAGAAGCCUGUGUGUGCGGAGGACCACAACGUCUACAUCUACUACCCGACGUCUGCUGGGGGAGGCAGCCAGAGGCUCUUCAGAAAGAUUGGAAGUCGCAGCAGUGUCUACUCCCCAGAAAGCAACGUGCGAAAAACUGGAUCGUACAUCUAUGAGGAGUUCAUGCCGACUGAUGGCACCGAUGUGAAGGUUUACACAGUGGGCCCAGAUUAUGCCCACGCUGAGGCCAGGAAGUCUCCGGCCCUGGACGGUAAGGUGGAGCGAGACAGCGAGGGCAAGGAGAUCCGCUACCCCGUCAUGCUGACCGCCAUGGAGAAACUGGUGGCUCGCAAGGUCUGCCUCGCCUUCAAGCAAACCGUGUGUGGAUUCGAUCUGCUGCGAGCCAACGGCCAUUCCUACGUCUGUGACGUGAACGGCUUCAGCUUUGUGAAAAACUCCAUGAAGUACUAUGACGACUGCGCCAAAGUCCUGGGGAACAUGGUGAUGAGAGAGUUAGCCCCGCAGCUGCACAUCCCCUGGUCCAUCCCCAUGGAGGCUGAAGACAUCCCCAUCGUCCCGACAACCUCAGGGACCAUGAUGGAGCUGCGCUGCGUCAUCGCCAUCAUUCGUCAUGGAGAUCGGACCCCAAAGCAGAAGAUGAAAAUGGAAGUCCGUCAUCCUCUCUUCUUUGAGUUGUUUAAGAAGUAUGGAGGAUACAAGACGGGCAAGCUAAAGUUAAAAAAGCCAAAACAGCUGCAGGAAGUGCUGGACAUCGCCCGCCUGCUGCUGGUCGAACUCGGUCAGCACAACGACUGCGAGAUCGAGGAGAAGAAAUCCAAACUGGAGCAGCUCAAGACAGUGUUGGAAAUGGAAUCCAGCUUGAAUGUGAAUCAGUACGGCCAUUUCUCUGGAAUCAACAGGAAGGUCCAGCUGACCUACCUUCGAAACGGCCAGCCCAAAGCCUCCAGCGAAGAAGAAGACUGUAAGAAGGACGGCCCGUCCCUGCUGCUGGUGCUGAAGUGGGGCGGGGAGCUGACGCCCGCUGGCCGGGUUCAGGCCGAGGAGCUGGGCAGGGCCUUCCGCUGCAUGUACCCUGGAGGUCAAGGUGACUUUGCGGGGUUUCCUGGCUGCGGCUUGCUGCGUCUGCACAGCACUUACCGCCACGACCUGAAGAUUUAUGCCUCUGACGAAGGCAGGGUUCAGAUGACUGCUGCUGCGUUCGCCAAGGGCCUGCUGGCUCUGGAGGGCGAGUUGACGCCCAUCCUGGUUCAGAUGGUGAAGAGCGCCAACAUGAACGGACUCCUGGACAGCGACAGCGACUCUCUGACUGACUGCCAGCAGAAGGUGAAGGCCAGACUGCAUGAGAUCAUGCAGAAGGACCAAGAGUUCAUUCAAGACGACUUUCAGAAGUUGGCCCCGACCGGCAGUCCAUCCCUGGUGAACUCAAUGAAGGUCAUAGAGAAUCCGGUCAAAACCUGCGACAAGGUUUACGCGCUCAUUCAGAGCCUCAACUCGCAGAUUCGAAAGAGACUGGAAGACCCCAAAUCCGCAGAUUUGCAGCUGUACCACAGCGAGACGCUGGAGCUGAUGCUGCAGCGCUGGUCGAAGCUGGAGCGGGACUUCCGCAUGAAGAACGGCCGCUACGACAUCAGCAAGAUCCCGGACAUCUACGACUGCAUCAAGUACGACUCGCAGCACAACGCCUCCGUCGGCCUGGAGGACACGCUGGAGCUCUUCAGACUGUCCCGCGCUCUGGCCGACAUAGUCAUCCCACAGGAGUACGGCAUCAAUAAAGCGGAGAAGCUGGACAUCGCCCAGGCGUACUGCGUCCCUCUGAUGAAGAAGAUCUACCUGGACCUGCAGAGGACCCACGAGGACGAGGCCGUCAACAAGCUGCACCCUCUGUAUUCCCGCGGAGUGAUGUCUCCUGGUCGCCACGUUCGCACACGACUCUACUUUACGAGCGAGAGCCACGUCCACUCCCUGCUCAGCAUGUUUCGCUACGGAGGACUGCUAGAUGAGGUGAAGGACCAGCAGUGGAAGCAGGCGAUGGACUACCUGAGCGCCGUGACCGAACUCAACUACAUGACGCAGAUCGUCAUCAUGCUGUACGAAGACAACAACAAGGACCCGUCCUCGGAGGAACGUUUCCACGUGGAGCUCCACUUCAGCCCGGGGGUCAAAGGGUGUGAAGAUGAGGAGAACGUGCCGCUGGGCUUUGGUUUCCGACCCGCCUCAUCAGAGAAUGAGGACAAAAAGCCCAAUCAGGGAAGCCUGGAGGAUCUUUCCCAGGAUCAGACGGACGACGCUCUUCCAGUCACAGAGCUCAUCAACCUGCAGAGACGCUCUCCGAUGAUCCGCAACCGCAAGACGGGCUCCAUGGAGGUCCUCUCUGAGACGUCGCCCAACCAUUCCUCCAAAGGCUGCACAUCCCAUCGGCUCUUCCAGUCGUGUUCCCGCCAGUCUCCUGAGAUCAAACCAGCCGGAGGCCUAGGCUCACUCUGCUCUGGCCUCUUCAGUGCCUCAGCCCUCGGGGUGUCCUCUAGCGCCCCCAACUUGCGGGAUUACGUCCGCACCCAUCACCACCACCACCACCGAAAACCGCCUCUGUCCCCUGGCAGUCUGCCGUGCAAGAUUGGCAUGUUCGAACUGCUCUCUAUGCCGGCAGUAAAGAGGUUUUCUGUGUCGUUUGCCAGGCAUCCGACCAAUGAGCCCUCAGAUGAACUCGCUGAGCUGGCGCUGCAAGGGUUUGACCCUGUCGCCCUGGACAGAUCCUUCUCCUAUCACCUCCACCACUGCCCCUACCACCUGCGCCUCCUCAGGACCCAGCUGAUCUGCGGCUUGGAGUUCUCCGACUGUCUCCACGGGUUCGAAGGCUGCUCUAUGGUGCCCUCUAUCUACCCGCUGGAGACACUGCACAACUCUCUCUCCCUGAAGCAGGUGGAGGAGUUCCUCAGCAAGGUGUGCGAGAGCAGCGGGGAGGCCCAGGCCAAAACCAUGAAAGCACUUUCUGGUUUGUUUGACUCUCAAAGUCAGACGUCUCUCUACAGCCCUCAGCAGCCUCUGUCCUCCUCCGGAUCAGAGGCGUCUCUCCGUCCGCCGGGCCAGCCUCUGUGGCACGGCAGCAUCCCAUCCAGCGCCGUGUCCAGCGCGGGCCCCUCGUCCCCGACCACAGACACCUCCGGCCUCGGCCUCAACUUCAGCUUCAGCGAGUAGCUCCGCCUCUCCGAGCGACCAGAAAACCACGGCGCCGCUGAGGAGGCCGUGCGAAGGACGUGUCAGAGUUUGCUUCCUCUUUACGUUUUAAACCGGAGCCGUUGGGCUCUGAACCAACGACACAUUUCCACUGAGGAACACUCUGAGCGCGUCACACCAGCUUUCACACACACACACACACACACGCACACCUGUGCCUUUCAUACGUUUUUCAGUGCCGUCGCAUCAAGUGCCUGCUUACUUUUUUUUUCUUUUUUCCAUUUCAAAUUUACCAAAUACGUUGAGCUAAAAAGCUUUAAACAUUUUUUUUUAUUUUUUAUUCUGUGCCGUCAUUAACAUUUACCCCAGAAACCGACUGUCAAAGGAACCUCCUGCUGUGUGGAUCAGUGACGUGCGGUGAGGUUCAAAGCUGGUGAGACACUGACUUAAUCGUAAUCAGAUUUACAAAUAUAGACCCCCUGCAUGUUAUUGUUUACAUAAGGAACUUUCGCGCAUGCGGACAACGCUGGAGGGCAAAAACACUAUUAUUUAACACGUCAUCCAGAGCCGCGCUAUUUCGUGCUGUGUGCCACAGCAAAGGCAAAAACCAUUAAAGUACAACUCAAAACCACGUCUUUCUCGCUUUCUGCAUAGGCCAGGCUAUGCACAUACUUGUUGCCAUAGAAACUCACAAUAACGCCCCUACCAAAAGCACUGAAAUAUUCCCCACACAAAGAGCAGAACAUUCAGUCUGUUGCAGUAGUAUGGUUUUAGGCAUAAUGUUUAUUUUGCGAUUGUUAAUAAGUGAUUGAUGUGGUAAGAGGAGAAAACUAUAAAUAUAAUCACAACACUUGACUUUGCUGUAUGGCUAGCAGUAAAGUGGAGUGACUUUGUCUGGGAUCGUGAGCGCCCCCUGCCAUGAGGCAAGAGAACUGCCUGCCUCACCUCGACUGUUCUCUGACGUUUCUGAUCGAUCCUCAGCUCUCGAAACAGGUUACACAAACACAGCUGGUGACAAAAAACACUUUACAUUAUAUACAUGAGCUAAAUUAUGAAAAAUCAGCUCAUUUAUUUAGUGUUUUUUAACCAUUUUAUUGGCGACGUACAGACAGGAGGAACAUGCUCUCAUAUGGCAGCCAGUGCAGUUAGUGAGAGGUUGAUCAGCUGCUGCUGCCUCACUGGAUUCGCUUCCCAGCAUUUGAAUGGGAAAAUGCAAGAAUUCAGUGAUUUUGAAGAAAAAAUAAUCAGAAUGGGUUAAGUGAAAUGAAAAAUAGGUACUUUAUGAUACAAACCACAGGGUGAAAAUCUAAAUUAUUUUAUCAUUAUAUUUUUCCAUGAUGACAGGUGAGGCUCUGCCUCAGUUCCCUCUCCUGGCCUCACGUCACUGAUGUGGAUUUCCCCAGACUGGCAUCGGACACAUUUGAUCAGUUUAUGCCAACAACACAGUCACAUCAGAAUCUUUACACUUUUUUCCUCCCCGUUUCUGUUUGCUACUAGAGUUUUAGACCUCUGUCCUUCCAAUCAUGGUUUCACUUUAAUUCAUUUGUUCUUUUUGACAAAGGUGCAAAUUACGAUAUUUCAGACUGAAAGCCAAUCAGAGGUUACCCUGUGAACUCAUGAAGUCAGAUCACAAUGAUGAAUUGUAUUUGUGUGAUUAGUAGUUUCUUCAUAUUGACCAAAACAACGUAGGUUUUGAUUUUUUUAAGGUUUUGUUGUCGUUUUGUUACAGGUUUCCUCUGUAAUAUUCACACCACUCUGAUUGAUCCAUUAUUCACUCAUGUAUAUCUGCUGUUCAUUAGAAGCAAACAUAUUGUAAAUGUGCCUUUUUUUUCUUUUUUCUUUAACCAAAUCAUGUCAGGUAAUCAGAAAACAAUGCAGUGUUGGAAUUGAAGAAACCACUAGUUUAGGGUUAAUCUGACAGCAGAAUUAGGAAUGCUUUCUGUUCUGCACAGCUAUUAAACUAUAAUGAGGUCUCGUGGUCUUCGCUUACUUUCUCUGGCGUCUCAUUAGUCAUAAACGGACUGGAGUUUUCUCCUGCUUUAUGAAGUAGCGUAGCGCUUAGCUGGCUAAAGAAAGAUGGCUGCUCUUUCUUCACGAUAACAAUCAAUUUAGUUGUUUUGGAAAUGAAGAUAUUCCCAGACUAGAGGAAGAACCACCCAUCCCCGUUAUGUUACGCGGUAACUCUGUUUAGCAGUUAGCAAAGCUAGCAGUAGCAUCUCUGAUAACCAGCUAAUAUAAGUUUUUUACUGUUCUGCCAUGGAGCAGAAUAUUUAACUGGUCUACGGUAGAACAGUUAAAUGUAUUAUAUGUUGUACAAUCACUAGAACUAUAAAAGAGGUGUGCCUAACAGAAGGGCCAUGUCCAAUGAACUGGGUAAGUCCAGCUCAUUCAAUGCUGCGUCAUAGCAGCAGCUAUGCUAGCUAGCAGCAGGUCAGCCAUUUUCUCUUUUUCUUUCUCCAAAGAGUUUUUGUGGCGCUAGUGGCUCGUAUUUUUGCGACAGUAGACAGACAAGAAGGAGGGCGAGGAGAGGGGGGAAGACAUGCGGAAAAGGUCGUCGGGACCGGGAGUAGACCCGCGAGUCGAACCGUCGCGGACUGAGGGCUCCAAAUGUGGGGCGUGUUAACCCCCUGCGCCACCACAGCACGCCCCGGGUCAGCCAUUUUCUAAUCAGCCUACUACGUUUCCCCACUGGUUGAACACAUACAGGUCAGUUGGAAACUGUGAUUUUCUGUUUAUUAAAGGAAAAUAUGUCAGACCUGCACACGGAGGAGGGGGAACAUGUGGCCUGAAGUUACAGAAGCUAUAAUAUAGCAAUAAUAAUAUAAUAGCUUUGCUCCAAAACUAUCAGAUCCAAAGUUGAAUUUAAGCUGAAUUUAAAGCAUCUGAAUUUUUUUGGUGCCUUGAAAACAAAGAACAGCAUCUGUUUUACUCUGACCAAAGUCUCCUAACUUUACACUUUGAUCUCUUUUUUUUUUUGCGAGCUUUGCUUCAGCCUGUUAAAGCUUAGACAGAACCUCACGCAGCAGAAAAUCUUCUCUAUCUCAGCUGAAACUGAAAUGUUUCCCAAAACUUUGAAAAAUCUGCUGUAGCAUCAGAUUCUGAUUUUUUUAUGAUUUUGUUUGUUUUGUUUUUUUUGUUUUUAUUUAAUGAGGUCUGUUAGAUUUGCUUGUUUUACAGCUGAUUUGUUUACUCUAUUGUUUUAAUGUCUGCCAAAGAAAUUGUGUGUUUGAUUUGCUUCAGAGAAGCAGAGUGGAGCUGUAAAAGUUGGUAAAGCUGUCCAGGUCAGGUUGGUGAUGCCGGACAGAUGAAAAGUGUUGAUAAUAAAAUAAAAAUGAUGUCAAAUUGA